AUGCGCGCAAGCACAAGACCAUCGAGAACGAAAGGUCAUUUGCGAUAUGGCUCCACGGACAUGGCUCCUCCGCAGCUAGAUGGCGAAGAUAUCGGCCAGCUGCAAAAGUCUUCUACGCCUCAACUGCGGCAUCUCAGUAAGAUGGCUGCGCAGAAUGAAUCUACUGAAGAUCUGAGCGUGCAUUCUCCUGCUGAGCAGGUGAUGGGCCUUGCAGGGAGGAGAAAAUUGCAACGAUCUGGAACUGUGAAGCCCAAAACGCCAAAUCAAUCGCAAUUUUCCUCCCAAUACUCGAGCACCAAAUGGAUGGACACGCAAAGAAAGCAUUUAGCUGCGUAUGAGUACCUUUGUCAUAUUGGAGAAGCACGAGCUUGGAUAGAGGACGUCCUAGAGCCCGAGAAGUUGCCUCCUAUUGUGCAACUGGAGGAGGCGUUUCGAGAUGGUGUCACUCUUGCAGAAGUGGUGGUCAGGCUUGCGCCCAAAUUAUCUCAGGAGCAGCAGCAAGGGCUGGGCUCGAAACGGAUAUGGCGAGGGUCGCCACUCACUUUCCGGCAUACAGACAACACUGCGCUUUUCUUUCGAUUCCUGGCCGAGAUCGGGCUUCCAGAACUGUUUAGAUUUGAGCUGAUCGAUCUAUAUGAGAAGAAAAAUAUCCCCAAGGUCAUCUACUGCAUACACGCAGUCUCAUGGCUCUUAUUCCGACAAGGCAUCACCGAGUUCCGAAUCGGCAAUCUGGUGGGUCAGCUCCAAUUCGAGGAACAUGAACUUGAGGCUACGCAAAAGGGCAUCGAUAAGAGUGGUGUUCAGAUGCCCAAUUUCGGUGGCAUGCGCGAAGCGAUGCAGAUCGAGGAAGAACCAGAGCCACCACCACCCACCGAAGACGAGCUGCUGGCUGAGCAGGAGGACAUGAUCGCUUACCUGGUGAGGAAACAACUUCAUCGGAAACGGGAAGCCUGGUCGGAAAACAAGGCCGCGGUAGUCAAAGUGCAGAAUCUGUGGCGUGGCCGACAAGCGAGAGCACAGACGAAGACUGUUCGCAAAGAGCUGCAAAUGCAACGGCACGGGGUGAAAGAACUGCAAGCUGCACUUCGCGGUGCAAUAGGACGUUGGCGGGCUGGCGACUUGUGGCACGAGACCAGGACCGAAGAGAAUGAGGCCAGAGUCGCCGAGUUCCAAGCAGCGGCCAGAGGUGCCCUUGAGCGCAUGCGUGUGGGUGGAAUCAUGAAUCAGCUCUGGGACAAGGAGGAUACAAUUACCAAAUUUCAGUCAAUGCUACGCGCUCAAGUUGUAAGAUCGUUACACACAGAUACGCAAGAAGAGUUGCAAACGACACAGCAGGGUCUGGACAUCGUGAAGCUGCAGGCAGCUGCGAGAGCUAUGAUCGAGCGACGACAACAAGCGGUCGCGCAUGGGGAACGCAAAUAUGAGGAACCCGCCAUCGUCCAAGCCCAAUCCGCCGCGCGAGGACUCAUUGCACGAUUACGACAGGCGCGAACAUUGGGCGCACUCCAAGGGCGCGAGACCACGAUCGUGAAGUUUCAAACCCUGCUGCGAGCACAGGCAGUACGAUCGCAGCAUCAGGACACUCGCGAAAAUCUUUCUUCGCAAGGAGAGCAAAUCGUCAAAUUCCAGGCUCUUCUUCGUGGCCAAGCUGAGCGCUCACUAUACCAGGAUGUGCGAGAAGAGCUCCAAAAGCACACUGAAGGUGUGAAGAGCCUGCAGUCAGCGGCUCGAGCUAUGCUACAUCGUAAAAGCAUUGGCGAGAAGCUUACUGUGUUGGAAGAGCAGGAAAGUCAGAUAACGGCACUGCAAUCUCUCGCAAGGGCGUAUACCGAACGGCAGCGCAUCUUCGAUCAGCUUGUCGGCAUGGAAAAGGAAGAAGAGAGCAUCACGCAAGUACAGUCUCUGGUACGCGGGCUGCUUGAACGAAGUCGCAUUGGCGAGCAAUUGGCUGAAAUUGAGGAGCACGAAGCGGCUGUCGAAGAGCUACAAUGUGCAAUUCGUGGCUUCCGAGUGCGCAAGCAAUUUGCUGACAAGCGCAAGCACUUCCGGGAGAACAUGAAGAAAGUCAUCAAGCUGCAGUCGUUCGUCCGUGCCAAGCAGCAAGGCGAGAGCUACAAAUCCCUGGUCAAUGGCAAGAAUCCACCUUUGCCUGUCAUCCGUAAACACGUCCACCUGCUCACCGAUAGCAAUCUGGAGUUUGAGAGUGAGAUUGAGUCGGAAAGGAUGCGAAGACAAGUGAUUGAGAGCGUUCGUCGAAACGAGCUGGUCGAGAGCUACGUCGAAGGUCUGGAUGUCAAGAUCGCCCUGCUGGUCAAGAACAAGAUCACACUGGAUGAGGUUGUAAAGCAUCAAAAACAUUUCGGUGGAUCGGCAUCACAACUGCUACGCAACGGUACUCAGCUCGCACAACCGUCUGGCUUGGAUCUGAAGGCACUCAACAAGAACUCUCGCAAGAAACUCUCCGGCUAUGAAGAGCUGUUCUUCUUCCUCCAGACCCAGCCCCAGUACCUGGCGAGGGCAUUCGCUGUGCUUACGCAACGAGGGCUAGCCGAGAAGGAAAGCAAGCAUUUUGAGCGACUUAUGCUCACGUUGUUCGGCUACGCACAGAAGAGCAGAGAGGAAUAUCUGUUCAUGAAGGUUCUUGCUACGAGCAGCCAGCAGACGAUCGCACGAUGCCAGAACGUAGAAGAUUACAUGCGUCAGUCUGGCGGUACAUUCCAGCAACGGCUCACUCUCAACUACCUCCGUAACCCGCGCGAACGAUCUUAUCUCAAGACUCUGCUCGGCGGUAUGAUCAGAGAUGGAAUUUGCGGACAAGACCAUCUCGACCUAGAAAGUGAUCCCCUACAGAUCUAUCGUGCCAUCCUCAACAACGAGGAGCUGCAGACUGGUGUGCCAUCACAACGGCCACGCGAUAUCCCUCGAGAGAUGGUCAUCAGACAGGAGGAUGUCAGGCCUAGAUAUGUCGAACAUUUGGAAGAUCUGCGCGACCUUGGAGAUGGCUUCUUCUCGUCUUUGGAAGAGUCUUUGAUUCGCAUGCCGUAUGGGCUUCGGUACCUGGUCACCGAACAGCAUCGCGCUCUUUGUGCACAAUUUCCUCGCGAAGAUCCUGGUGGGUUAGCCAUGCUCGUAGGAGCGUGGCUGUGGAGAACAUACGUCCUUCCAGCGCUGAGAGAGCCUGAGAUGUGGGGAGUGGUAGAUCGUGGUCUCAGUCCUGCCCACAAACGCAAUCUGGCGCAGGUUGUGACAGUACUCGGCCAGGUCUGUAGUGCUGGGCGCUUAUUUGGUGCCGAGAACCUCUACCUCCAGCCUCUCAACAACUGGAUCAGUGAAUCUCUCGACAGGUGGUCAGAAUGUCUGCAGCAUCUGUUCGAUAUCCCUUCGCCAGAGGAGCAAUACCACGCGGACCAGUUCUCCGACUUAUAUUCCAUGACCAAACCGGUGCUUUAUAUCAAGCUUGCAGACAUCUUCGCGCUGCACAGCCUGAUCUCAGACAACAUCUCUGCUGUGGCACCGGACAGAAGCGACCCUAUCAAGGAGCUACUGGCAGAUCUAGGAACAGCGAAGAGCAAUGAAAGCGAUCUUGGUGGCGCUACUAACGGUGGUGAAAUCACCUUGACGCUCAAAUCGCGCUUCACGGUCCAGGACGAUCCAAGCGCCGAGUCCCGACAGCUCUUCACAGCUACGAAGCGACUGGUCCUAUAUAUCAUUCGCGUACAGUCCGGAUCCAACUUGAUGGAGAUCCUUCUUCGACCCAUUACGCACGAAGAUGCCGAUCGGUGGAUUUCACUUGUGCAAGAAGAGCUUGCUGAGAAAGAAAGGAGUAAUCAUCGACCAAAUCACAAGCGCUCGACGUCCCACUUCGACCCUCGCAUGACAUACGCCGAACUGAAGUCUUCCUGCCUGGAAAACAUCCUCCAGCUCGAACAGCCACACAUCCCACCACAAUUCCGCGUUUCCAGACACAACAACUACCAGGAAAUUCUCAACGCUCUCGCAGCCGACAUUCGACAGAAGCAUCGCAGACGAAUCGAACGGCAACGUGAAACUGAGACUACGCGUGCUACGAUCCAACAGCUCGACACGAAAGCUCAAUUCUUGGAAGAUCAACUCAAGUCCUACAACGACUACAUCGAACAAUGUCUGCACACACUUGCCAACAAAAAAGGGAGCAAACACAAAUUUCUCAUGCCUUUUACUAAGCAAUGGUCUCAUGAACGCGAACUGGAGCGUGCUGGCAGACAGCCGAAGUUCGGAUCGUACAAGUACUCAGCACGGCAGCUUGCUGACAAGGGCGUGCUGUUGAGUUGGGCGGGCUACCAACAAGAACACUGGGGCAAUUUGAACAUUGUCAUCAGUUCGGAUGAAGUUGGUGUGUUCCACUUGGAAGCUAGUUCGGGGAGUAUGAUGCUACCUGGAGCGAGUGCAAACCUCUUAUUGGAUGACCUGUUGCAGGCACAAUAUGACAAUCGCAGCAGUAUUAGUGUGUUUGAAGAGAGUCAACAGGGCGGAGCGAAGUUGGCGGUGAAUUUGUUGCUGCAUUUGGUUUUUAAGAAGUUUUAUAAAGAUGGGUAG
Messenger RNA from Sphaerulina musiva SO2202, 4575 nucleotides. RefSeq lists its product as uncharacterized. Gene Ontology annotation, biological process: regulation of GTPase activity; mitotic actomyosin contractile ring assembly actin filament organization; regulation of actin cytoskeleton organization. The transcript is spliced from 3 exons. Gene Ontology annotation, molecular function: actin filament binding; GTPase activator activity; calmodulin binding. Lineage: Eukaryota; Fungi; Ascomycota; Dothideomycetes; Mycosphaerellales; Mycosphaerellaceae. Bases 1 to 4575 code for a protein of 1524 amino acids. The record is from RefSeq and is a predicted model, not a curated record. Gene Ontology annotation, cellular component: cytoplasm; mitotic actomyosin contractile ring.